ACAACUGAUGGGACAUAACACUUUUAAUAUUGGAUAUCUUUCCUCCUAUUAGGAUAACUAUACUCUGGGGCCGCUCUAAACUUCUGGAAACGCAAACGAGCAAAAAUACUUCUAUUGAUACAAAAACUGAGAAGCAGUGAUGGUUGGAAAAGAGCUCGUGCCAACUGCAACAAUCAAGUUCUUUGGUGCAGGAACUGCGGCCUGCAUAGCAGACCUGAUCACCUUUCCCCUUGACACAGCCAAAGUCAGACUGCAGGUCCAGGGAGAGAAUGUGAAAAUAGAAGGGGCCAAUGCGACAAAGUAUCGGGGAGUAUUUGGCACCAUAGCCACUAUGGUCCGCACCGAGGGGCCCAGGAGUCUGUACAAUGGACUGGUGGCAGGUCUACAAAGGCAGAUGAGCUUUGCUUCAGUCCGAAUCGGCCUUUACGACUCCAUGAAGCAGUUCUACACUCGAGGAACAGACAGUGCAGGGAUUGUGACCAGGCUCAUGGCGGGCUGCACCACAGGGGCCAUGGCUGUAGCAUUUGCUCAACCCACUGAUGUGGUGAAAGUACGCUUCCAGGCGGAGGUCCGAAUGGGAGACUGUGAGAGAAGAUACAACAGCACAAUAGAUGCUUAUAAGACCAUCGCUCGAGAUGAGGGCAUCAGAGGACUUUGGAAAGGGUGCAUGCCAAAUAUCACUCGUAAUGCCAUAGUGAACUGUGCAGAACUGGUGACCUAUGACAUGAUCAAAGAGCUUAUUCUGAAGUACGACCUCAUGACAGAUAACCUGCCAUGCCACUUCACUGCCGCCUUUGGAGCGGGCUUUUGCACCACAGUGGUGGCCUCUCCUGUGGACGUGGUGAAGACACGCUUCAUGAACUCAGCCACUGGCCAGUACAGCAGUGCCAUCAACUGUGCAUUCAUCAUGUUAAAGAAUGAAGGACCCAAGGCUUUCUACAAAGGGUUCAUGCCAUCUUUCCUCCGAUUGGGUUCCUGGAAUAUUGUGAUGUUUGUUUCUUAUGAACAAAUCAAAAGAGGGAUGACCAGAGCGCAGCAAUACUGGGAGUCACCCUUCUGACACCCAGAAACCUGGUUUUAGGAAUGAAACAGAACACCCUCCAGUGGCCCCUGGGGCCCAAAGUGAACAGUGGUGAAAAAAGGGUACGGGACAUCCAGUCUACAAGAGAUACCAGCAAAAGCCCCCAGCAGAGCAGUGACUAAAUCAAGGAAAAAAGGACAAGCUGUGACAGUAGCACUAAGAACAAAGACAUAAACUCUGGGUGCCAAAUGGAAGAAGCAUUAAGGGACUUUUCAGGAAAUCUGAGCUCUUAAAUGAUCAUUCAGGUUUGAAAAUUUAGUGAUUCCAGUAACUGUUAUGCACAAAGUAAACCAGCAGGCUGGUUACUGUAGCGAUCUGUUUACAUGUAGUGUGUUGUAUUUAAACUUGUAUAUGUGUAUGUAUUGUUUGUAUCUUUCUUUCUUUCUGGGCAUGUUUACUCAACAAUGUAAAUAUGUUGUUUAUAAGCGAUUGUUGCUGGUCAAUAAACACAAAACAAAAAUAU
Molecule: messenger RNA, 1544 nt
Organism: Periophthalmus magnuspinnatus
Lineage: Eukaryota; Metazoa; Chordata; Actinopteri; Gobiiformes; Gobiidae
Product: mitochondrial uncoupling protein 2-like
Exons: 7
Coding region: 140-1060 (306 amino acids)
Biological process (GO): mitochondrial transport; adaptive thermogenesis; mitochondrial transmembrane transport
Cellular component (GO): mitochondrial membrane
Molecular function (GO): oxidative phosphorylation uncoupler activity
Source: RefSeq, a predicted model, not a curated record